This is a messenger RNA of Colletotrichum tamarilloi, 2271 nucleotides long. Its product is annotated as C2H2 finger domain-containing protein. The annotation marks the transcript as partial. The transcript is spliced from 5 exons. The record is from RefSeq and is a predicted model, not a curated record. NCBI's taxonomy places the organism in Eukaryota, Fungi, Ascomycota, Sordariomycetes, Glomerellales, Glomerellaceae.
CUGCCCAGUGCGCCCGUUUCCUCGAUCCAUACGCUUUCCAAGCCAGACUCUCCCGACUUGCUUGCUCAUUCCCUCCCCACUGCCGCCUCAAUUCUCACCAUGCCGAAACGCCGACGCACGACCGUAGACACUUACGAUUCCGAUGCGUCAUUCACUGCCGAAGUGGAAAGCGAUGACUAUGACGGCGACGAUGUUUUCGAUACGAAGGACCAAAAAGGUGACUCGGGCACCGAUGCCACCGAUAUCGACGAUCUCGGCGACGACAAUGUGGAUGUUGAAGACCAAAUCAGGCUCUUCGACAGUAACGUUCAGUCAUCCGAGUAUUGGCGAAGCAGGGUGGAAGCGUUCAAUGAGGAUCCCUUCGCCUGUCAGGAUUACAGCCCUGGGACGACGGUGCUUCUCGACGCCGUGGAGGAGCAGUGGCGCCAGUUCUGUUGUGUUCUCAAGCGCGACCCACAAGAUUGCUACGCAAAGAUCUCGCUCGGCCUCAUGUACAAUUUCUUCGACUGGGUCCUGAGUCAGAAGGUUGGCAAGGACGGUAGGAAGAAACGCGGAACCAAGAAAAAGAGCUCACUGGGCACAUACUGGAAGGUCUUUCGGCUCGUCUUCGAGAGAGCCGUUCUGCGAGAUCUAGGAAAGAAGCACCGCUUAAGCGAGCAGCGCCGAGCUAAUCGUUGUAUGACGAUCGACGACCUCAAGCAGCAGAUCGAGACGACACUGAGCACGACAAAGAAGUCGUUCAAACUUGGAGAGUUACGUAUCCUCGCCGUGCUGUUUCUCCUCCUGCUUGCUCCGGCCGGUUCUCGCCCAGAGGCGACUUUGAAUCUGCGCUUCAAGGACAUCAGGGUCGUACUUGCCAGAGACCCAGACGGUGGACCACACAAGCUUCUCCUACGGUUUACUCCAGAGUUUACCAAAAGCUAUCUUGGAGAGAAGGAACAGAAAACAUAUUCCAUCCCCGAGACGAUGUUCGACCCGUCCUUGCUCCUAAGCCCCCACGUUUUCCUCCUGGGCGUCCUCUUCCGACAUGAAGCUUUCAACGCAUCCAGCCUCACCUCGCCGCACCAUCUUGAUAACCUGGACAUACAUCCCGGCGAGCGGGAGCUGCCACUGCCGUUGAGGGAGGACUUGAACAAUACUUUCAUAUUUCGUCGGGCCAUCGAGACGUUGACGGGCUACCAAAUUUCCAACGAUCGCAUCUCCUCUGGCAUGAUGGCGGCGUGGAUUCAGAGAAUCGGCGAAAUACUCGGCUUCGAGUAUCCUACGAUAGCGUACAACUUACGUUACAAUGCUGCCAAUGCGUUCGAUCAGAGUGUCGACGUCAGCGAAGCCCUCCGGAAUCUGGCUCUAGGACAUGGCAACUCCGAUCCUUUCCAAAGGCACUACCUCGGGCGGAACAUCUCAGCCGACCUUUGGGGUGUCCUUCGGGGUCAGAAGCCACAACAGGCGCUCAUCAAGCAGUCCUGCAGCAUCGGCCACUCCAUCUCCGAGCGCCGCCCUACUGGCCUUACGUCAGAGCAGUCUGCAUCAGUCGUCACACAUCCGACUAUCAGGGACCUGACAAGGGCUCUUCGAGAACUGCCCCAAGGCUCUCAACAGCAUAAAGAAGCUAAACGAAUGAUACGGAACGAAAAGCAGAGGCUUCGGAGAGAACUCAAACAGAAGAUCAGAGAUGAGUGGACUGACAAGCAAGCUACAGACGACAUCGAGCGUCAGAUCCAUGGCGUCGGGUUUGCACACCCUACACUGGGCGACACCUGUCGACCUCAGGGCCCAGCACAAAGACACCUGAUGGCGAAGUUAACCGCCCCGAUCGUGGCCACGCUGGAAGGCCAAUACCGACGGAGGGACGAAGCCAUCAAUGCCGUUUCAGCAUAUUGUCUUGUGCAGGAAGGAUCUCCUGUACCCCGGUCUCGCCCUCAAUCGGCACCAAAGGCCGCAGUCUGUAACCCUACUUCUGAUCCGCCAGAGGGUAGCCGCUUGGAUGUCGCCGUACGAUCCGUUUUCAUCACUCAUGGCGAGCAGCGGCCCAAGAGGUGCUUUGUCUGUGUUGGCCAGGCCCUAGACUUACCUUUGGACGACCGGGGUCAGUUGGACGAACUCACCCAUGAGUUCUACACAUCUAAUGACUUGACCAAACACUUCCGACGCAAGCAUUUGUCCAAAGUCGCCGACGGUGAUAGAUCUGAGUGUAAGGUUUGCAAGAUGACGCUCGAUCACAAGAUGCACCUCCAAAAUCACGCCAUGAAGAUUCAUGGCACUGUGUCUUAA